CGUUGUAUGACUGAUGCUUGUCAUUUAGGUUAGCUGUCGAAUCGUGAUAUUCAAUUCUCGGGUUAUUUUACUACGAUUUUUGAAAAAUGACAUCAAUUUUGGAAAAUCUACAAAAUGCAACGUGUGUAUGGUUUGAAAUAGACAAUAAACGGAAUGUAUUAGUGUCUAUGUUCGCCGGAACUUUGUUUUUCGUAGGAUGGUGGUUUAUAAUUGAUGCUAAUGCUAAAUAUCCUGGUGAAAUGUCAAAGGCGUAUCAUGUAUGUGGAGUAUUUGGGACUAUAUCUUUAUUCAUGAUAAAUUCUGUGACAAAUGCACAAAUGCGAGGUGAUACCUUCAGUGGUGGUUAUCUUGGGGCUAGAGGUGCGAGAGGUUGGUUAUUUGUUGGAUUUGUAAUGGGAUUUGCUGCUGUUAUUGCAGCCUGUUGGAUUUUAUUUGCAGAUUUUGUAGCUGCUGUGGGGGACAAAUAAGGGAUAUUGGUUUUGAUUUGCCAACGCGGACCAAUAUGAACGUUUUCUUCCAUCUUAUUUUACCAAUCCCGUUGUGCCACACAAACACAUGGUUCUUGUUCAGUUUGACGAAACAGCAAGAAGUAUACAUGGAACUAAGUAAACUAAGUAUGUUCAUUAUUUGGUUACUAUUGAUUACUAUUGCAUCUUUUAUUGGCCUUAGUAAUGGGGUCGCUGUUAUGAGUAUUGAUAUGGGCAGUGAAUCAAUGAAAGUUGCUAUUGUUUCGCCUGGUGUUCCUAUGGAAAUAGUUUUAAAUAAAGAAUCAAAGAGGAAAACGCCAGUGACAAUUGCAUUUAGAAAUGGAGAAAGAAGUUUUGGAGAAGAUGCUCAAGUAGUGGGAAUUAGAUCACCCCAAAAUAGUUUUUCUUAUAUUCUAGAUCUGUUAGGAAAAAGUAUAGAUAAUCCUAUGGUAGAGCUUUAUAAGAGAAGAUUUCCAUAUUAUGAUAUCAUAUCUGAUGAAAAACGUAAAACAAUUGCAUUUAGAUUGGAUAGAAAUAUCACGUAUACACCAGAGGAAUUGCUUGCACAAAUUUUGCAUAAAGGAAAAGAAUUUGCUGAAAAUUCAGCUGGCCAAAAGAUCAGUGAAGCAGUAAUAACCGUUCCAGGAUUUUUUAAUCAAAUUGAACGAAGAGUUCUUAUGCAAGCAGCUGAUCUUGCAGGGAUUAAAGUUUUGCAACUUAUUAAUGAUUAUGCCGCAAUUGCAUUAAAUUAUGGAAUUUUUCGUAGUAAAGAAAUAAAUGAUACUGCACAUUAUGUAAUGUUUUAUGAUAUGGGAGCUAGUAGUACAACUGCAACAAUUGUCAGUUAUCAAAAUGUAAAAACGAAGGAAAAGGGAUUCGUUGAAACUAAUCCUCAUGUUACUAUUUUGGGUGUGGGUUAUGAUCGUACUUUAGGAGGACUUGAAGUGCAAAUUAGAUUACAACACCAUUUGGCAAAAGAAUUUGACACUCUAAAUAAAACAACAAACUCUGUAUUUAGCAAUCCAAGAGCAAUGGCAAAACUUUUUAAAGAAGCUGGCCGUGUUAAGAAUGUGUUGAGUGCAAAUACUGACCAUUUUGCUCAAAUUGAAGGAUUAAUAGAAGAACAUGACUUUAGAUUGCAAGUUACCAGAGAAAAAUUAGAACAACUUUGUGCUGACUUAUUUGAACGAGUAACAAGUCCUAUUAAAAUUGCUUUAAAAACAUCAGGUUUAACAAUGGAUGUUAUAUCUCAAGUUGUAUUGGUUGGAGCUGCUACUAGAAUGCCAAAAAUACAAGAGCAUCUAAAUCAGUAUUUAACAGUUGAGUUAUCUAAAAACAUCAACACAGAUGAGGCAGCUGCAUUAGGAGCAGUAUAUAAAGCUGCAGAUCUUAGUAAAGGAUUUAAAGUAAAAAAAUUUGUUAUUAAAGAUGCUGUAUUGUUUCCCAUACACAUUGUUUUUGAUAGAACAGUUGAUAACAGAGUGAAACAAGUCAAGAAAUCAUUAUUUAGUAAAAUGAAUCCUUAUCCACAAAAGAAAAUUAUUACGUUUAAUAAGUACACAGAAAAUUUCCAGUUUCAUAUUAAUUAUGCUGAAUUAGAUUACUUACCACCUAAUGAAAUAGCUGUCAUUGGUAAUUUCAAUUUGUCUACUAUAACUUUAUCUGGUAUAAAUGAAGCCUUAGAAAAACAUGCUAAAGAUGGAGCAGAAAGUAAAGGAAUUAAAGCGCAUUUUGCUAUGGAUGAGAGUGGCAUACUUAAUUUGGUGAAUGUAGAAUUAGUAUCAGAAAAAUCAAGUUCAAUUUCUGAUGAAGAAGAGGGUACUUUCUCAAUACUUGGCUCAACUAUUAGUAAACUUUUUGCAGGGUCAGAGGAUAAAGAAGAAAAAACGGAGGAAUCAUUAAAAGAAGAUAUAAAGCCAGUUAAUGAAGAACCUGAAUAUCAUCCUGAUUUACAAAAGGAACCAGAAGAUAAAACAAAAAAGAAAAAUGAAAGCACGAUUACUGAGGAUAAAACAAUAAAUAAAACUGAGAAAGUAAAUAAAGAGAAAGAAAAAAAGGCUACGGUUGUUAUGAUUAAAGAACCUAUUAAAGCUGAUGAAAUCAAGUUAGGAUCACAGAUUCUUUCUGGAGAUAAAUUUGUUGAAUCUCAAGAGAAAUUGCAUCGUUUAGACGUAUAUGAUUUUGAGAAAGUAAAACGUGAAACAGCUUUAAAUAAUUUAGAAACAUUUAUAAUUGAUGCUCAACAAAAAUUAGAAUCUGAAGAAUAUGCCGUCGCUGCUACUUCUCAAGAAGCGGAAAAUAUAUUGAAAGCAUGUUCUGAAAUUUCUGAGUGGCUAUAUGAAGAUGGAUUUAGUGUAACUGCUGAAGUUUAUGAGGACAAAUUGUCACAACUUCAGAAACUUACUAAUGAUGUAUAUGAACGUGUGUUUGAACAUAGAGAACGCCCGGAAGUCUUAAAAGGCAUGACUUCUAUGUUAAAUGCAAGCACAACAUUUUUGCAUAAUAUGCGCAAUUUGAGCUUAUCAAGCGAAAUCUUUACCCAAGUAGAGAUAGAAAUGUUAGAGAAAGUAAUUAAUGAAACUCAGGAAUAUCAUGACACAGUUGUCAAAUCUUUUGCUGAGACAGCUUUACACGAAUCAGUGAAAUAUAAAGUUCGUGAUAUUGCAAAUAAAAUGGCAUUGCUUGAUAGAGAAAUGAAGUAUCUUAUAAAUAAGGCAAAGAUAUGGCGACCAAAGCAAGACUCUGUUACAAAUCAUACAGAGAGUACAAAUGAGAAUACAACAAACACAAAAGAAGGAUCGGAAUCGCAAUCUGUUCCUAAAUCGGCAACUGAUUCUCAAACGGAAAACCUUCAGAACGAAGAUAUAUCUGAAAAUGUAAAAGUACAAAAUGAAAAAUCAUUAGAUUCAGAAGAAUCAACAGAUUCAUCAAAGGAUGACGAAUCUGAGACGACUCAUGAAAAUAUUCAAAAAGGAAUACAUCAAGAACUUUAAAAAAAAAUUUAUUUAAAAGUGCGUGACUUUCAUUAUUGACCGAUUACGUCUCGGUUAAUAAAUUAGAUAAUUUAUCAUAUUAUAGGGCAGGUUUAUGAGUGCAUUUAAAAACCAAAAUCAAAUUCGAGAAAUUAUGUGUUAUUGUGGCUGGAUGAAAUAUUUUGCAAAUGUGAAUACUAAGUGUUAUUUUAUUUAAUUUCGUAUAUUUGUAUAAAAUUAAUACAGAUAUUAAUAAUCCAUUUUUCGUACAAAAGGAAAUAGAUUUAUCUUAUAACGUUUUGCACAUAAGUUACAAGAAAGAAAAGCCGACCAUUACAUAAAAAAAUCAUAUAAGAAAUUUUAAGUGCCAAGCAGUAACAAAUUUGAAUAAUAAUUUUAUGAUUUUAAACGAUUACUGUCAAAAAACACUACAUUUACUACAUUUAAACAAAUAAAUUACCAGUAUAAAGUCAUUAUUUACAAAUGACGUAUUGUUUUAUUUGGUCGGACUUCGUCUACUGUGAAUAUAUUUAAUUGUGAUACUUGAUACUAUAUUCUUAGAUAUGCUAUAUCCUAUAGCUUAAAACUGAUUUUCUACAAACAUCUAUAUCAAGCAUUAUAAUUACACAUGCAUACAUAUGGAACAACUUCUUUACUAAAAAAAUUCAGUUUUGUUUUUAUGCAUUUUUUCUUACAUUCCUGAUUAAUUAAUCCUCGCUUGAAAAUGCCUAAAUUUCACAACACUUUAUAUGCUCCGUUACAUCUAUAAUAUAAUUUUUUUUAUAACGCAACAAGUAUAUAUUUAUUUUUGUUAUAAUCAAAUUUGUGCAAUUUGCUAAAUGUGAAUUAAAUUCAGUGAAGUAAAACUACAUCUGAGAAUGUUUAUCUGUUUAAAGAAAGUUGCACUUUGCGUGUAAAAUAAUUUGCUUUUCUUUAAGAAUUUGUUGUAAGUUGGUUAAAACCACUGAAAAUGAAUGUAAUUAUGAUUAAAGUUUAUAAAUUAUAUUAUUUAUUAUCUUAGCUGAAUAAAGCAGCCUGUAGGAUAUAAAUAAAGGAGGAGAAGAAUAUGUUACUUUCAGUUGGUACAUUUUAUGUUGAAUUUGAUAAUUGUAAGAAAAUACAGAUACAAAAAGUCUUCCUACAAUUAUAUGCAAUGUCAAAUAAGAUUGUAAUUAUUUGUUUAUUCUUACAAUAUUAUCGAAACUAUUUACUAACGUAUGAUUCAUAAUUUUUUAAAAAUUUUUUUAAUGUAUUAUAAAAUUCAACAUUUUAAAUCUUAUAAAGUUUAAGAUAUUUUCUGUAUUCAAAUAAUUAUUGUAUUAUACAUAAAAUGUAAUAAGCCUUACAUCAUUUAAUACUUACAACAAUUACAAUAAAAAGCUAUGAAAUAUCUUAAUUAGAUUAUUUUCACUGUCUUAAGAAAUACUAGGAUUUUUUUCGAAUCAUAUUUUUAAAAUUUGAAAAUUGUGGUUUCAUUUGAUUUCGCAUUACGUCGCUAGAUCAUUCUACAGUCGCAAGAAAAUAUAUAGAUAGCUUAGAAAUAUAAAUAUAAGUUGCUCUGGCAUUAACUUCUAUCUAUUUUAUGAAUUUUUAUGCAUAUAAGAAUAAAAUAUGUUACAAUUUUAAAUAUGCGAACCAAAAAUUAACUUUUCAUAACAUAUUAAUUAUUUAAUUCGCGUUAUUCAGAAUAACCACAUACCCUUAUAACAUAACCUUGUCUUUAAUGGUUUCAUAAAAACGAACGUAUAUUUCUUAAAUAUCAUGUCGUUGCGUCAAUUUUUUCAAACAUUAUUGAAGAGAGCUGGCCCCAUUAUGUACGCUACAAGUUUUACAUUUGUAAAUCAACCAGAAACUAAUAAACCUACAGCAAAUGAUAAAUUACAAUUUGAACCUGUUGAUGUAAAAAAGUUGACUCCUGAAUAUAUGAUACAACAAUCAACCAUAGAUGCUGUUAACAGCGCAACUCAAUCGUUAACUAUUGCAUGUACAACAAUAAUGAAAACAAGUGAUGAAUACAAGGUAUUGUUAAAUGAAUUAAUUACACUUUCAAGGGAAACUCUGGAAUUUAAUGUUACUGAUUCACAUUGGGAUAUGAUAGUUGAACUAAGAUCACAAGUACAAAGUAAAAAAGAAAUGUUAACUAAGUUAACAGGAUAUGUUGAGUAUGUUCACAAAAUGGCAGUAGCUGCUUCAGAAUUAAGUUAUUUGUCUGGAAUGGACAACUUGUCUUUCACUCUUACUAAGAGAAUAGAUGAUGCAUUAAAAAUUAUAAAGGAAGAGGUUAAUCAUAUUAUGUUACUUGAACAAGAAUACUGUGAUGUACAAAAGGAAUGUAUAGAAAAUUCCAAUAAAGUGAUAAGUAACGAAUCUGCAGACGAAAAAUCAAAUGAGCCUACUUAGUUUGAUUUUUUGGUUUACAGUUUACAGUUUAAAACUAUAUGUUUAAAAUUUAUGUUUAAGUUUUUGUACAAUAAGUAGAAACAUGUUGAAAAUAAAAUUAUAUACACAUAUUAUUGAAUGUUUUAAGCUUAUUUGCAUCAUGGAGUAUAUAUUUCUAGAAAUAUAGAUGUAAUAAGAAUCUAUAAUAUAUAAUUUAAAAAAAAUGGAGGACAAUAAAUUCUGUAUAACUAAUUUCAAAUGAAGCAAACAUAAUGGCUCAAGCAUCAAGAUGUAUUGUUACAAUAUGUCUACCGGGUAUCAUUACUAAACCUAGAGUUCUUGCUUCUGUAUGAUCUUCAGACAAAAAUUCUGAACAUGAUCCUAAAAUCACAUUAGCAUCACGAUCAGUACAUAAGAAUGCACCUAUCAGAACACGGCCAUCUGUCAUUUUUAUUCUUAAGUUUCGAUUUAGCCAUCCACGUAAUUUCUGCUUUGCUGGAGAUUCCUCUGUAUUAGCAGCCUAUUUUUCAUGAAUAUAAUCAUCAUUUGUUAUGUUAGAUGCGUUGUGACCUUCUUUCAUGUCUGCUUUCUUGUUUAUUUAGAUGUUUCAAGUGAAGGGAUAUUAAUUUAAUUUGUCAAUAUAUAUACACUUUUCAUAAAACUUUUUUUUUUAAGCAGAAUGAAAUGCGUUUUUAUAUUUCUGCAAAUUUUAGAAAUACAUUUACAUCUCAAAUUUGUUAGAAAUUUCACAAUGUAAACAAUUCACUUCAAACCACAAAGGGAGUACAAGCAUUAACUAAGGACAGAGUAGACAUGGUAUUAUAUAAAAUUUUCUUCUUUAUGGUAAAAAUUAAUCUGAAUACCACAGACGAAGUAUAUGAAUAGACUUCAAUACAAUUUUUUGUAUGAUUUCGGGGUCUUAAGACCCCAUUACCAUUUUCAUGUCACAUCCUGUCAUACCGAUUUAGUUUUGCACUACUAGUGAUGAGAAUUAAAAUCAAAAAAUAUGGACAGUGUUGUCAUCUCUGCUUCGAGAGUUAUUAAUUGAACGUAGUUAUACUUUAUCAAUGAAAGAAUAUAACGAUUUAAAACAACGAUUAAUGGAAAUUAGGAUGAAAAAUUUAUUACAUAUUUGAUUAUUUACAUCUAUUUAAAGGUAUUUAAAAGAAACAAUUUGUAUAAAAAAUUGACUGAAAUAUAUUUUUUAACAAUAUAAUUAAAUAUGAAUUGGAUAUCAUGUUUUUUACUUAUUUUAGUGUGUAACUUCAGAGUUUGAGUGAAUUCUGCAAACUCGAUUUUAUAAA
This is a messenger RNA of Heterotrigona itama, 7122 nucleotides long. The record is from the annotation of a GenBank genome assembly. Lineage: Eukaryota; Metazoa; Arthropoda; Insecta; Hymenoptera; Apidae.